AUGGCAGCGCAAUUCUUGCUAUUAUUGUCUAGACAAGGAAAAGUAAGAUUAUCGAAGUGGUAUCAAACUAUUUCUCAAAAAGAAAAGUCCAAAAUUACCAGAGAAUUGACAACAUUAAUCUUAUCAAGACGAGCCAAAAUGUGCAAUGUGUUAGAAUAUAAGGAUAUAAAGAUUGUCUAUCGUCGUUAUGCUUCGUUAUUUUUUAUAGUGGGUAUUGAGUCUGGCGAUAAUGAAUUAUUGUCCUUGGAAAUUAUACAUAGGUUUGUUGAACAAAUGGAUAAAGUAUAUGGUAAUGUUUGUGAAUUGGACAUUAUUUUUGGAUUUGACAAAGCUUACCAUAUUCUUGAUGAAUUGCUCCUAGAUGGAUACAUACAAGAGUCUUCUAAGAGAGAAGUGUUGAAAAGAGUUGCACAACAAGACGAAUUGGAAAACAUGGAUGAGUUUGACAAGAUACUAGCAUAG
Molecule: messenger RNA, 462 nt
Organism: Debaryomyces fabryi
Lineage: Eukaryota; Fungi; Ascomycota; Pichiomycetes; Serinales; Debaryomycetaceae
Exons: 1
Coding region: 1-462 (153 amino acids)
Biological process (GO): protein transport; vesicle-mediated transport
Cellular component (GO): intracellular membrane-bounded organelle; AP-1 adaptor complex
Molecular function (GO): clathrin-cargo adaptor activity
Source: RefSeq, a predicted model, not a curated record